Aquila chrysaetos chrysaetos is the source of this 6188-nucleotide messenger RNA. It is a transcript of the gene RAB11FIP2, whose product is annotated as RAB11 family interacting protein 2. Gene Ontology annotation, biological process: regulated exocytosis. NCBI's taxonomy places the organism in Eukaryota, Metazoa, Chordata, Aves, Accipitriformes, Accipitridae. Gene Ontology annotation, molecular function: small GTPase binding. The record is from RefSeq and is a predicted model, not a curated record. Gene Ontology annotation, cellular component: phagocytic cup; endosome. The coding region runs from base 203 to 1735 and encodes 510 amino acids. The transcript is spliced from 5 exons.
CGGCCCCCAGGCAUGGAGUCGCGGGUAGGGCUGCGCGGGGAGGGGGGGACCUGAGGACUGGCGAGUGCCACCCGCGGCGGGGAGCGGUGGAAGAAGGACCACGCCGAGCCCCUGGCAGGUGCCUGCGCCGUUAAGUGCCCUUAGGCAGGAGCUCGAAGACUUACGGACUCCGUGUUUGUUGGUGCUGCUGCGAUCUUCAAAGAUGAUGUUGGCAGAGCAAGCCCAGAAGUGGUUCCCAACUCACGUGCAAGUGACGGUCCUGCAAGCCAAAGGCCUGAAGCCGAAAGGUAAAAAUGGCAGCAACGAUGCCUACACCAUCAUACAGCUGGGCAAGGAGAAGUACUCCACCUCGGUGGCUGAGAAGACCCUGGAUCCCGUCUGGAAAGAAGAGGCCUCCUUCGAGCUCCCUGGAUUACUCAUGCAGGAGAAUCCAGAAAAAUACAUCCUGUACCUGAUUGUCAUGCACAGGUCGCUGGUGGGGCUGGACAAGUUCUUGGGACAGGUGGCGAUAAGUCUGAAUGAUAUAUUUGAAGACAAGCAAAGACGGAAAACAGAGUGGUUUCACCUAGAGUCCAGACAAGGGAAGAGAACUAAAGACAGAGGAGAAAUAAAGGUCAAUAUUCAGUUUAUGAGGAAUAACAUGACAGCAAGUAUGUUUGAUUUGUCAAUGAAGGACAAAACCAAAUCCCCUUUUGCUAAACUAAAAGACAAAAUGAAGGGUCGAAAAAAUGAUGGGACAUUUUCGGAUACAUCCUCUGCAAUCAUCCCAAGUACUCACAUACCUAAUGCAAACAUAGAGGUAUGUAGUGGUGAAGUACAGAUGAAAUCAAAACCAAAAAAACCUUUCCUUUUGGGACCUCAGCGGCUAUCCUCAGCUCAUUCGAUGUCAGAUUUAACAGGCUCACAUGUCUACUCAGAAAAAAUGAAAUCCAGCACAGUUGGCUACUCCCAUCUUUUCAGGCGUCAGCUAGACUCUUUUGGUUCCGUUGAUGAAGGUGGGAGUCUAAAAUCUCCACAUAGAAGGACAUUAAGUGUUGAUACUUCUAAAAUGAACCAGCUUGACAGCACAGUUGAUGAAACUGCACUUGAAGCACAAAAUGACCCAUUUACGAAUGUGAGUGCUUCGUUACCCCAAAAAUUUGCUACACUGCCAAGACAGAAGAAUCCAUUUGAAGAAAGCCCAGCAACAUGGGAUCAAAACAUAAGUCUGUUUUCCAAACCUGUUGAAAUCAGAAAAGAAAUUAAAAAAGAGAAAAAAGAGAAAGUUAGUCUUUUUGAAAGAGUGACUGGAAAAAAAGAUAGCAAGAGGUCAGAUAAACUUAGCAAUGGGGGAUCAGACAGUUCUACUGACUUGAAAUCACCUAGUGCGUUUGGUGAAACUCAUCAGGAGAGUUUUGAUUAUGAUUCGACUAAUCCGUUUAUGACAAACUUCAAGCCUACAAGCAUGUUGCCAUCUUCAAGUUUUAAUAUGAAUCCUUCUGGCAUUGAGGACCUCAAGAAAACAAUGGAUGGAAAUCCUUUCGACGCCACUGCAGGAUACCGUAACCUUACUUAUGAAGAGGUUUUGCAGGAGCUGGUGAAACAUAAAGAGCAACUUAAGAAGAAAGACACCCAUAUUCGUGAACUUGAGGAUUACAUUGAUAAUCUUCUUGUACGAGUAAUGGAAGAAACACCUAGUAUUCUCAGAGUGCCAUAUGAACCUUCUCGAAAAGCUGGCAAAUUUUCCAAAAGCUAAAAAAGCGAUACUUGAUGGUACUUUCUGCUGAAUACGUUUGUGGAAGGAAAUCACACUUUAACAUUUUGACUUACCUUCAUUCCUUUUCUCCUAAGAAAUUCCAGGAAUCGGGAGAGGACGGGACUAUGGCGUGGAUUCUUUUUCAUUUGUUUUUUACUCCAAACACUAGCAGGGACUGCCAAAAGUAAUAUUCUGUUAGAUUACCUAAAUAACCUUUUUUUUUUUUCUCUUUGAAAACACCUUUAGGUACAGAAUACUUACGGUAGAGUUAAUAAUGCACAUUAAAUACAUCCAUGCAGUUUAUAUAAUAGCUUAGUGUUCACCAUGUGGCAGUUUCAGCUGGGAAGGCUGUGCUGUACAAAUGUUUUCUUGAACAAUUAUUGGUAUUAUGCAAAUACAUCGAUUCUGAUACUCCAGCAUGCCAUCAAGACCACUGUUUUCAAGCCAGUGUAGUAUGCUUUACUAAACCUAAGUGUGGUUUGUUGCAAUGGAAUGUGGUUUGUUCUACACAUAUUAGAGGAAAACAGUGAUGCACAGUCUUUGCAGAGUAAGUGCUAUAUUCUAUACAAUGUGCUUUUUGUAUAACAAUGUAAAAAAUACCAUGCCAUUUCAGUAAUGGCACAUGCUGGCAUCAGUUAUUUUACACUUAAAUGCUGAAUUUUGUGUAUAAUGAUUGAACUUUGGUAGUGAGCUCAUGACAUAAGGUUGUUUUGAGGAUCUUUUUGUAUGAAGUUAUUGCAUGCCUUUUUAUAUGUUAAAGUACUUUGAACAGUGUUAAUAGAGUCAGAGGUAGGACUGGAGAAAAGUAUGGAAUAAAGGUAUGAAUACUUUGUUCAGUCAAAGUCUACUACAGUGAAAAUGUAGGAGAAAUGAACAGACUGACUUAAAUAGACAUGAUAAUUCAAAAAAUACAGAACUGACUCAAUUUAAGGUUGAGUUUUACAUGAUACAUAUCUGUCUUAGGUUUUUAAAAAUCUUAUGACAACGAAGUAUAUGCCUUUAGAAAUAGGCUAUGUUGCUUAAACACAUAUAGAGUACUUAGAAAGGCUUUUCAUUAAAAAAAUCUGUAUUCCUUGUAAGUACUUCUAAAAGUCAGUUUUCAUUGAGGCAAAUGAAAGAAGAAUGUAGUAAAUGACUUCCUGAUCAUUUAAGAAUUGUUUGUAAAAUGACAUAUGAAAAAGGUAUCUGUUAUUCAAUAAAUUGGCAAAAUAUAGUGAUGAACGUAUAAUGGGAAAAUACUGUAGGAGAAGAAUCCUCACAAUAUUAACAUAAAUAGAUUUUAAUUUUAUUUUCCUUCAUAAGAGUCUCAGUUGGAUUGUUGCUGUGAAACAGUAAGAUGAGAUUAAAAAAAAGUACAGAGAAUAAUUUAGAUUUGGAUUUAAGAAAACUAAUUGUCUUUUCCUCCUCCUCUUCUUUUUCUACACCUGAUCUGUUUUUUUCUUCUUACAGCACCAUGUAAUGGCUGUUGCUGAGGAGGGGAAAAAAGCUUGAAAUUAAAUUGCAAUUUUUUGUGGUUGUUGUAAAACUUUUAAAUAUGUUUUCAUUUUUAAAACUGCAAAAAUUAGUAGUAUCUUGAAUAAUUAUGAUCUGGAAAAGUUGAAAAAGUUCUACUGUCUGAAUGCUUUUGACGAUGUUAGUGUUGUUUGACAGCACAGAAUUAUUUUUGUUAGAAAAAAAUACUUCUUUGUACAAUUGUUCUCAGAUUUCAUGUACUUAGUUUUGGCUUUUUCUUUUUUUCUUCUCUUUAUUUUCUUCAGUUUUUAGCAACUACCUCCCAUCCCCCUAGUGCUGUGUCCCUAAAAUGUAUGCAGUUUGAGUGUUCCCAACCCACCGUUGGGAUCCCUUAGCAUAGCUCAUUGUGCCUGGAUGGAGCCUGAGUGAUUCAAGCCCUACCUAUUUGUAGUGCUCUGCAGUUAGACAUUUGUAGCACAGAAAUGGGCCCGCUUCAUCAGGUAGUCUCUCUUUUGACUACCUAAGGAUUUAUCAAGUUCGGUACCUCAUAAACCGAUGAAUGUUCUUUUGACCCACUUAAGAUCUAAAUGACUGUAAAUUUGUUGUAAUAUAUUCGAAGUGCCAAAGGUUAUGUACUAAGUUAUGGUACGUUUACUGUUGGAAGUUAGGUUUUGCACUCAAUUAGAUUUUGAUUUCCUAAUUACACCAAGAUGUAUUUCGGUUACACAGUAUUUCCAUAAAAGUUCUUAAACAUUUUCAAAUGUUUGGCCGAAGCAAGUGGUUUUCUCAUAUUGUUAAUGGGGAAGUGUGCAGUUGUUUUGAAUUCCACAGUCAUUUUCAAACUAACUGGUAUGAGACCAUCUGUAGUAUCUACAGUGAUUAAAUCAUACGCACCAAUGGGGUUUAACAAGUAAACUAACCAGAGAAUAUGCUCCAAUGACUUUUCACUUGCAAGCCAACUUAUAAUUAUUAAAAUGAAACUCUACUAUAUUUAGCACCUCUGAAAUCACUUCUUUUAGAAUGUAAAUGUAGAAUAUCAAACUGCAUAAUUGACUAAAAGCAGAUCAUUUGACAUAUUUGCAUACCAAGAAUGAUAAGCAGAUUAAAGGUAGCGAAAAGAUCAAUUUUUGUGCAUUAGUGAAGAAAUUUAGUGAAGCUUUGAAUGUGCUAUCUAGUCUUUAUCUGAUCUGUAAGUGAAUAAAAGCACCUUUUGUUUCUAACGGUUUGUCAAGAAAGAGGGGAGAAUGACAAAUGCAAUUUAGGAAAAGGUAAAGUUACUAAGAGAGGCAGAAUGGGACAUUUACAACUAUGAAAAUAUUUUUAUAGAGUUCUUUAGCUAAAGAUAGAGGCUGCUUUUGGAGCAAUUCUGUAAAGAUUACAUGCAUGUCAUUUUCUGCUUAGAAAGAAAAUUUUAAUGUUUUUCUGUAUUUUGAGAUUAUUUUUGAAAAGCAUCUUCACCCCACGUGUAUUUUUUGAACCAUGCAGCUUUUCAAAUGAAAACAUUUCAUACAGAGUAGUUUAUAUGUUGAAAACAAAGUUCUGUUUCUCCCAUAGGAUAAAAUUGUAAACUUUCUUGCAGAUAAUUUUAAAACUGUAAUAACUUGCCUCUUAUGGUCAGUCUUUCUUGCCCUUUAAAAUGUAGGGAUGAAAAUUUUGGACAUCUCCACAUUAUUUUGUUUUUUUCUCUCAAAAAUUAGCAUAAGAGUUUAUCCAUGCACACACUAUACUUUGAAAUUAUCCUUUGAAACAGCUCUGCUCAUAGCCAUGUACCUUACGUACUUUAAAGAACAAAUAUCAAGGCCAUACUUUAACGUUGUAAGUAACAAAUUUAAACUUUCUGCCAUUCGAGAAGGAUGUUUAAUAUUUAUAUAUGUUACCUCUUGCUGCUGUAUUUUACGUUUAGCUGAGUUUUCCACCUACUAAUGAAUGUAGCAUUCUCCCUAGAUUAUACAUAACUACAUUUAUUGCUGUUGGCUCUGCACCAAGAACUAUUUGUAAUUUUCCAGCUGUGAAAAUGUUGCCUUGCAUUUAGAAAGGUUUCAUGAUUUGGGGACCUAAUGAAACUCAUGCUCAUUGGGUACUAGUCUGCAUUUCUUUCUGUACAGGAUGCUCUUUCUUAGAUGCAUAUAAAACAAACAGAACUGCUGUCUUAAUAUGUUUACUGCUGCACUGGAGGUUUAUUUACUUCCAGCUUUAAAGAAAAAUUGUUGUCCUACAUCAAGUACGUAAACUAAGCUCAUGGUUUUUUCGCUCUUUAUGUAUCCAUUACUGUUGUAGAUAUGAUAGAGGCGUUAGCUGUGGGCUUUUAAAAUGGUGGUACUUAAAGCAUGUUGACUAACUUCCUCUCUUUGAAGUACAUGGUGAAGGAUUAUAGCGCUGCUGUGUUGAUGAUGCUAGAUUUAAGGGUCUGUCAGCACUUUCGGUAUGAAACCCUAUUUUCAGGGAUUUAUAACUUCUAAAUGUAGAUACAGUCACUGGAAGUAUUUAAUAUGCAAUAGGUAGCACUUUAAUCUGUUUAUGAAGCGGUUUGAGAUUUGUUUCUGUUGAAGAAGUCAUGGUCUCUUAAAGCAUGGUGGGCAUUUGCUUUAUCUUUCAUAAUUUGUACAUUGAAGAAGCCACUGUAUGUUACAAAUAGUAGAGCCAUUCCUAUUCAUCUUAGAAGCUUCCAGAUGUCUUGUAUUACAAUGUACUAUAAAAAGCUGAAGAUCCAGGUUAUAUAGGAAGUCUGUAAAAGAUAUGAACAUACUUAUAACUUAAGGGUUGAUUUCGUCUCGUGCAAUCAAUGGUAGUUUGUCUACAUUUAAUAAUGGUACAGAAUCACAACUAUAUGCACAUGUGAGAACUAUAAACUUAGGAUGCAUGAAAAACUUUAUUUUUGUUUCAUUAUUGCAACUUCAACUCCUUUAAUUUGAUUAAAAUGUUAACUUAAUAUUUUAAUUUCUGUUCAUUAAAUAAAUAUUGCAUGUCUAACACUAAUAAAGCACCACAAUGCACUACCGCA